AUUCAAGGCAGGAGUGAUAAUGUACCAUUCUUCUCCCCAGAGCCCAACCCCACUUCCAGGAAGGGGGAGCUCAGGCAGAAACUCCGGGGAGGCCCAGGGUUUAGAGGGCCAGACUGAACAAGGGCUGAUCUCAGGCACACAGACAGACACCCUGCAGCAGCACCAGGAGCCCAGACUCUGUCGGCCGGAGGGAAGCCCCAGGAGCUGCCUGCAGCCAUGCCAGCUCUCAGCCUGCUCAUUUUGGGCCUGCUUGCAGCAGUGUCACCUGCCAGCUGUCAACAAGGCCUGGGAAAUCUGCAGCCUUGGAUGCAGGGCCUCAUCGCCAUGGCCGUCUUCCUGGUCCUCGUCGCAAUCGCCUUUGCCAUCAACCACUUCUGGUGCCAGGAGGAGCCGGAGCCCGAGAACCUGGUCAUGACCAUCGGAGACAAGGCAGAUGGGGUCCUGGUCGGAAUGGAUGGAAAGUACUCCUCGAUGGCAGCCAGCUUCAGGUCCAGCGAGCACGAGAAUGCCUAUGAGAACGUCCCCGAGGAGGGCAAGGUCCGGAGCACCCCCAUGUGACCCUGCUCACCUGGGGCCCCCAGUUCUGUGGGGACUCCUGUCCCAUUCAGAAGAGUUUCCUGAAGAGGAUGGGCAGUUCAGCACUUCCCAUCCUGCCUCUCAUCUCCUUCCUCAGAACUGUGGAAAUGGCCCUUAUUUCUGUGAAAUAAAAACUUUUUGUACUUCUGGGGCUGAAGGCCCCAGGACUGAGGAACAGUCCUUCAGGCAUUCAGUGAGGCCAAAUCUUUCUGACGCUUGACAAUCACCUCCUGAGGCCACUGUCAUAGUGACUGGAGAACUACCCAGAACCUCCUGUGCCCAUAGGGCAGCUGGGGCUGAGAAAGGGCCAGGCUGUGUCCAAGGUGGGUAUAGGAGGGUCUGUGAGUGUGCAAACACCCAUGCAUGAGAGCGUCUGCUGUGCUCAUGUGCGUGGGAGAGUCGGGGAGGAAGGGGAAGCCAGGGGCAGAGCAGUUGGGAGAGGCUUCCUGGGGGAGGCUGACCCUGACGUGAGCCAGGUGCCCCUAGUGCUGGUCAGUUUCAAGAUGUGUCCAGGUCCUCUUUCACGUAUAUAGGGCAGGAAGAGUGUGUUAGAGGCCACGUGGAGGGCCCCAUGGGGCCAGGGAUCUCACCCCUCCACUUCUUGUUCCAGGCGAGCCCCUCCUGCCAGCCAUCCCCUAACCCCCUUCC
Molecule: messenger RNA, 1224 nt
Organism: Choloepus didactylus (southern two-toed sloth)
Lineage: Eukaryota; Metazoa; Chordata; Mammalia; Pilosa; Megalonychidae
Gene: PDZK1IP1
Product: PDZK1 interacting protein 1
Exons: 5
Coding region: 217-558 (113 amino acids)
Source: RefSeq, a predicted model, not a curated record